Molecule: messenger RNA, 900 nt
Organism: Octodon degus (degu)
Lineage: Eukaryota; Metazoa; Chordata; Mammalia; Rodentia; Octodontidae
Gene: Clic1
Product: chloride intracellular channel 1
Exons: 6
Coding region: 120-845 (241 amino acids)
Source: RefSeq, a predicted model, not a curated record
GGCCGACAGGCGCUGGGCGCUGGCGGGGCGCCCCGGCCCGCCGCAGGAGCCCGAGCAGAGCCCCGCCUCCCGCCGCCCCUCCCAGCCCCGGCGCGGCGCUUCCUGGUGCGGACGCAGCCAUGGCCGAGGAGCAGCCCCAGGUUGAGCUGUUCGUGAAGGCCGGCAGCGAUGGAGCCAAGAUCGGGAACUGCCCCUUCUCCCAGAGACUGUUCAUGGUGCUCUGGCUCAAAGGAGUCACCUUCAAUGUCACCACCGUGGACACCAAGAGGCGCACGGAGACCGUGCAGAAGCUUUGCCCAGGAGGGCAGCUCCCAUUCCUGCUGUACGGCACGGAAGUCCACACGGACACUAACAAGAUCGAGGAGUUUCUGGAGGCUAUGCUGUGCCCGCCCAGGUACCCCAAACUGGCGGCUCUGAACCCUGAGUCCAACACUGCAGGGCUGGACAUCUUUGCCAAAUUUUCUGCCUACAUCAAGAAUUCAAACCCAGCACUCAAUGACAACCUGGAGAAGGGGCUCCUGAAGGCCCUGAAGGUUUUAGACAAUUACUUGAUAUCCCCGCUCCCAGAAGAAGUGGAUGAGACCAGUGCAGAAGACGAGGGCGUCUCUCGGAGGAAAUUCCUGGAUGGCAACGAGCUCACCCUGGCUGACUGCAACCUGUUGCCAAAGCUGCACAUCGUGCAGGUGGUCUGUAAGAAGUACAGAGGCUUCACCAUCCCCGAGGCCUUUCAGGGAGUGCAUCGGUACUUGAGCAAUGCUUACGCCCGGGAAGAAUUUGCCUCCACCUGUCCAGAUGAUGAGGAGAUCGAAUUGGCCUAUGAGCAAGUGGCCAAGGCCCUCAAGUAGGGCGGGGCUGGCGGAGUUCAGGCCCCUUCACCCACCUUCCUCCCGGGUCUCAGAG